GCACUCAGGUACACGAACGACCUCGAGUGGUGGUGGCUUAAGGAGGCACCUAUGGCCACAAGAGAAGCUUAUCCAAUAGGCCCUGACAACACCUUUCGGCAUCCUGGGCGCCCUCAAGUGUCGGUGGAGACGCUAAAGGAUACUGUUGGAUCCCAACCCUCCCAGAAGUCGGUCCCCAAGUCCUGUCAGUUCAGCAUCAGCUUGAGGAUUCCCACCUUCAACGCCAAGACAGGUAGGGACGCGGAGGCCACGGCGGCUAGACGCGCCAAAACGUCGGGCGAGGUUCUCAGAUUGCAGUUUGCUCAGGAACAUUGCCACAUCGUCGGGGUGCAGGAGGCGCGAAAUCCGUCGGGGGAAAAGUGCUCUGCUGGUUACUUUGUGCUUUCUUCGGGAUCUGACGGUGGCAAGAACUUGGGCGUGGAACUCUGGAUCUCCUUGCACCUACCCUACGGGCGGCGAGGGGGCGAAGACCUGUACCUUGAACAGAAACAUUUUAGGCCGCUGUACGCUACCCAGAGGCACCUGGUGGUUGGCUGUCGUGCCCCACCCUUUAGGAAGGUCAUCCUGGUUGCCCAUGCGUUGCACAACGGAGACGAAUAUACCUCGCAGCAGAGGAAACAGUGGUGGCGGGACCUCAUAGGGAUCUGCCGCAAAUUGAAAGUCCAGCUGGCUUUCCUGGACGCGAAUGCCAGGCUCGGCAGCAUCGUGUCUGACGCAUUGGGAAGUGAAGGAUUCAGGCAGGACGAGGACGAAUCGGGCGGACUAUUCCACGACAUGCUCUUGGAGACGGGUUUGGCCGCCGCCAACACGCUAGUCCCCUCCCUCAGCCAGGACUCGUACACGUUCGUCUCGUCUAAGUCUGAAACAACACACAGAAUAGACUACAUUGCGGUUGAGCAGAGUAUGAUUCCCGCAUUGGACCAACACCAAGUCCGAUAUGAUACAGAUUCCUUCUGCACUGGCAAGGAUCAUCAUCCUGUCUUCAUGCGCUUCGAGUCCCAGGGCUCCACCAAGGCAGCGCAACGACAGAGCGGCUACGACGUUUUGGGCACCCAGGACCCUGAUAAGGCAGCAGCUUUCAGGAUGCACUUGGCAGCUUUUCCCACGGUUCCCCACCAUGUCGACAUGAAUCAGCACUUGCACGACAUUAUUCACUACAUGUACGUGGGCGCACAAACCUGCUCCCCUAAACCUGCACGUGUCCCGAUCAAGCCGCAUGCAUCGGAGGAUCUUCUAGGAGUAAUCAUCUUCAGAGGGCAAGUGCGACAGGCAUGGCGUCUCUGGGGCAAGCAUGACUCUGGCGGUGUCAGGAGGCUGGUCGCCGCGUCGCUCGAGGCGGGGGACCCCCAGAACAUCGCCGAUCUAGAGCUGGACUUCUUGGUUUCGGAGCUUUUCCAGGCUUUCGCAGAUUGGGAUACUCAGAUGUUGACGGCAAGCGAGCUAGCUGCGCACAUGCUUGAGUUUCUGGUCAGGUCGAAGCCGGCCCUGAGAAGGGCCUUGAAGCACUCCCGCAACAAGCUGUUAGACGACCUCGCGCAGCAGUUGAUCAGCGCCAGGCUCAAGCACGACAUCAUGAAGGCAGCCAAGAGAAGAGGAGCUGGGCCUGACAGACUCAGCAACGAUCUUUUCCAGGUCGCUCCACAUGAAUGCACGCAGAUCCUAUUGCCGUUGUUCGUGAAGGUAGACAUGGCGUCCAGGGAGCCCCUGCUGUUCAAAG
Molecule: messenger RNA, 1717 nt
Organism: Prorocentrum cordatum
Lineage: Eukaryota; Dinophyceae; Prorocentrales; Prorocentraceae
Source: the annotation of a GenBank genome assembly